GCCUUCAAGAACUAGAUGUUGAUAUAUUCAGAAUUCAUAAAAGUGUUGUCAUAUUGUGAUCAGCUUCUCCCAGAAAACGGUCGCAUAAGUUUGUUCAAGAUUAAUCAAGUCUUGCUUAGAAGCAAAGAAAUAAUUCUAUAAGCGCGCAAUGACAUCGGCGUUCAGCUUCGGUUUCUCUGGGGAUGACAUCGACAUUGACGAGAACGAUCUCAAUGGUGCUGAUGAGAGAGAUAUGAAUACUGUGGAGCAUGCCAGCAACCAGCUCACUGGAAGAUUAAUGGAGCCUCAGAAACAUGAUAUGGCAGAAUGGAUCUCUACAUUGCCAUCACAAAUAUCAUACAACAAGCUCGUAAUAAAUGCAUCUCAUGGAGAUGAGAAGACGUUCACCCUUGCACGUCGAGAAGUCUUCGACAUUCGGACUCAGCUCAUGGCCGAAGACAGCGCAGACCAUGAGAAUGAGGAACUUAUCUCUGGGCUCGAGAAGGGAGAUAUCAAGCCCAAUUUCUACGAAGGUGGCUUCAAGACAUGGGAGUGUGCGGUGGACCUUGCCAAAUUGGUUGCUAGUGAAGAUCUAUCUCAUCAGGAUGCGGAUCAGUACAUUAUUGAGCUCGGUGCUGGGACUGCGGUACCGUCACUGACUCUCUUCGCGCAAGCACUGCGUCGACCAGACGCAGCGACGAACAAGAUCCAUUUCACAUUCGCAGAUUACAAUUCUGCCGUCCUCCGCCUAGUCACGCUUCCGAAUCUGCUUUUGACUUGGAACUACAUAGUCACGCCUAGGGAGCCGCCUUCGACGGAGGCAACUUCGUCCGGGGACCAGCCGGAUGAAGAAGAACUAGAUAUCACGCCUGAGCUCCUGGAGAGCUUUCAGAAAGAUCUCGCAAGCAAGAAGAUCACCUUCGAUUUCAUUUCCGGUGCCUGGUCUCCCGCCUUUGUUGACUUGGUAUUCUCCAGUUACGGGCAGGACAAAGGCAAGACAUUGAUUCUUGCGAGCGAGACGAUAUACUCUCCGGCAUCUCUUGCGCCCUUCUCCGAGACCUUGAUUGCCUUGCUUCGCCGGUCUGAAACCGAACAAGAGCGGAGCAAAGCCCUCAUAGCGGCGAAGAAGGUCUAUUUCGGCGUGGGAGGUGGAGUAGACGAGUUUCUGAUGGUGUUGAAAAAUGUCAAUGGUAAUGACCUGGAUGUGGAGGAACAGGUGAAUAUCAACUCGGAAGGUGUCGGUCGAGUGAUAUUGAAGGUUGCGCUCAGGAGUACAUAAUCACUGCAUUGGGAUGAGGCAUAUAUAUAAGCAUGAACAUAAGAGCUACCAGGCAAUAUCGACCGGCUUUUCCAUCGUAAACGGCGAUAAAACGAGACUGGUUAAUGAAACGGUAAAAUGGACCGUUGACGGGGCUACCAUAAAUGAAUCUGUAAUAUGUACAACACGCCCCCUUAGUGUAUGCCUGCCACUGACAUUGCUCUGAAAAGAUCUUGAAGUAAGACUCAAUUUUGUCUAGUCAUAUAGAGAUACAACCUUGCCGUCCUUCAUACGAGCGACGCGGG
This is a messenger RNA of Aspergillus novofumigatus IBT 16806, 1542 nucleotides long. Its product is annotated as protein-histidine N-methyltransferase. Gene Ontology annotation, molecular function: protein-L-histidine N-tele-methyltransferase activity. The transcript is spliced from 3 exons. The coding region runs from base 149 to 1258 and encodes 369 amino acids. Gene Ontology annotation, biological process: peptidyl-histidine methylation, to form tele-methylhistidine. The record is from RefSeq and is a predicted model, not a curated record. Lineage: Eukaryota; Fungi; Ascomycota; Eurotiomycetes; Eurotiales; Aspergillaceae.